This is a messenger RNA of Somion occarium, 1245 nucleotides long. NCBI's taxonomy places the organism in Eukaryota, Fungi, Basidiomycota, Agaricomycetes, Polyporales, Cerrenaceae. The record is from the annotation of a GenBank genome assembly.
AACUUGAACUUGGUUCAUGACUGGUUCAUGCCAUCAACUGCAGGCUCGAGGAGAGCAUGUCAGGUCGACGUUGCGCAUUUGACACCAACAUUCUGGGCGUAACAUAGCCCCAUGCAUGGCCAUGUCAGUAACAUUACCUUCUGAACUCGUCGACAGGGUCAUCGAUCAUCUUCAAACCGACAAGCCAUCUCUAUUUGCGUGCUCUCUGGUUUGCAAGCUUUGGCAAGUUCGAAGUCGCUACCACCUCUUCCGGCGAGUGCGCGCAGAUCCAGUGCCCCCCGACGAGGAUAACGGCCCAUGGCAAAUGGUCCCGCCUUUCCCGGAAGACAUAUUGCAUUUGUUCUUUUACACAGAGGAACUCUAUCUAUCUCACUACCACGAUGGUUUCUCUUCGCAAUGGCUGGACGCUACUCUUCGGCAUAUGCCUCGCUUGCAAUCGCUUACCUUAGAUAUUUCGUAUUGGCGCAUGGACGAUACAUCCAUCUCUUUCGUCUAUCCUUCCAUCCAUACGUUGUCACUGCUCCAUGUCAAACUGGGUUAUGAUCAGGAUGAUGAACACGUGUCCCGCAAGCUCUUUCAUAUAUUUCCCUCUCUCCGUCACCUUAGCAUUCUGGGAUACCCUCCAUUCGGCGACUUGCACCCUGAUAUUCCGUCAUCAUUUCCUAACUCAUUGUCAUUGGAAUCGUAUUCCGGGGAUGAUGGAAGCAGUGAAAUCUCUAUUUUUUUCCUCCAGCGACUGCGGUUAACUUCCUCACUUGAUUCGUUGGUUCACUUGGCACAUGGGCACUAUCGAAGAUCCCGACUUAAUUCACACACUUGAGACUCUUGACCCACGUAUCAAGAAAAACCUCCGCUCUUUUCGUGCCGGAGUGAACGAUGCACAGCUCACUGAAGGAUGGAGCGCACUGUCACUCCAUGACUUUACUUCAGUCACAUCUGUCACCGUCUUGAUGCCCGGAUGGCACGUUCUGGUACCACAUUACCGCGCUUUUUUCUCAUUUCCGACGUCUGUGAAAAAGGUCAUAUUUCAAUUUACGACCCUUCCCUGGCAGUGGUCCGGGGACGCUGCCGAUGCGAAUGUGUGGGAGGAGUUGGAGAAUAUGGCACUCCAGAUGAAGAGCUUACGUUAUCUUGAGUUCACUAUUAACUGUGACGCACGGAUACACCUAUCUUCUUUGCCUAUCACGGCGGUAAACGCCCAGUUGCGCAGGCAUAUGCCCAUUUUGAAUGAAAAGGAUUUAUUGC